AUGGAAUCGCCAGAGAUUAGUGAACAAUUGGAGAUGAUCGAUUUGUUGGACUUGGGUGAUAGGACCAGACGCAUGGUACAGCCGCAGUUUCACAAUUCGGCUUCAAAGUUCUUGCUGGAGGUGUACAAUGAGAUCAACGAGGAACAGGAGCCGCAGGAGGUGUUGCAUCAGCGGCACAAGCGUUCCUUGGACGAUGACAUUCUAGUUACAAGCGAUGAUCGACAGGAGAUUGCCAGCUGUAACAGCAUCCUAACAUUCUCCAGUCGCAUCAUGCAACAGCCAGAGCUGGGCCAUGCGAUGGAUCUGCAUAUAACGUUCAAUACGAAUGAUGUGCCCAGGGAUCUGAAGCUAGUUCAAGCCAUGCUGCGUGUCUAUAAGCAAUCCAGUCUGGGGGAGCAAACACAGAACUUCACAGUGUCGAUUUACAGAAGAAUCUACAGUCAUCAGGAAUUGAUUGAUGAUGAGCCCGUCUAUCGCAUACUGCACUCUGUAAACACCACCACGAACUAUAAGGGUUGGCUGGAGUUCAAUUUGACACAGACACUGCGCUCCUGGCUGCUCCACAAGAGCCUCCAGCAGUCGCAGCGGCACGAGCUGCGCAUCUCUGUGGAUGUGGCUCAGUUGAGUGCUCUGGGUUCGGGGCUGGUGGCACCACAAACUGCAAGACGCUCCAAUUUAGAACCUUUCAUUGUCGGUUACUUCAAUGGACCCGAGCUGCUGGUCAAGGCACAAAAGCUGCGAUUCAAACGAGAGUUGAAGACACGUAAGAAUGCGUUGCCAAGUGGACCUCGAAUGCCUCCGCCGGAUCUCUACAAGCCGCCGCAGUCCUGUGAGCGUCUUAACUUCACUGUCGACUUCAAGGAGCUGCAAAUGCACAACUGGGUCAUAGCACCAAAGAAGUUUGAGGCAUACUUCUGUGGUGGCGGCUGCAAUUUUCCUCUCGGCACCAAAAUGAAUGCCACGAAUCAUGCGAUUGUUCAAACCCUAAUGCAUCUGAAGCAACCGCAUCUGCCCAAACCCUGCUGUGUGCCCACUGUGCUGGGUGCAAUAACCAUACUGAGAUACCUAAAUGAGGACAUUAUCGAUUUAACCAAAUACCAAAAGGCGGUGGCCAAGGAGUGUGGAUGUCAUUAG
This is a messenger RNA of Drosophila innubila, 1134 nucleotides long. It is a transcript of the gene scw, whose product is annotated as protein screw. The record is from RefSeq and is a predicted model, not a curated record. The transcript has a single exon. Gene Ontology annotation, molecular function: growth factor activity; cytokine activity. Gene Ontology annotation, cellular component: extracellular region. Gene Ontology annotation, biological process: BMP signaling pathway; SMAD protein signal transduction. NCBI's taxonomy places the organism in Eukaryota, Metazoa, Arthropoda, Insecta, Diptera, Drosophilidae. Bases 1 to 1134 code for a protein of 377 amino acids.